AUGGUCCUCUUCAACAAAUUCGCUAACAUAAGAAUCUUUUCAAGAAUGGUCCACCACAAAGUUACUAUUAUUGGCUCUGGCCCUGCUGCUCACACCGCUGCCAUCUACUUGUCUCGUGCCGAGGUCAAGCCUACCUUGUAUGAGGGUAUGUUGGCCAACGGUAUCGCCGCAGGUGGCCAGUUGACCACCACCACUGACAUUGAGAACUUCCCAGGUUUCCCUAAGGGUAUCUCUGGUACUGGCUUGAUGGACCAGAUGAGAGAGCAGUCCGAGAGAUUUGGUACUGAGAUCAUCACCGAGACCAUCUCCAAGGUGGACUUGUCCAAGAGACCUUUCAAGUUGUGGACCGAGUGGAACGAGGACGCUGAACCAAUUACCACCGACGCUGUCAUCAUUGCCACCGGUGCCUCUGCCAAGAGAAUGCACAUCCCAGGUGAGGACAAGUACUGGCAACAGGGUAUCUCCGCCUGCGCUGUCUGUGACGGUGCUGUGCCACUUUUCAGAAACAAGCCUUUGGCUGUUAUUGGUGGUGGUGACUCUGCUUGUGAGGAGGCCUUGUUCUUGACCAAAUACGCUUCUAAGGUUUACUUGCUUGUCAGAAGAGACGUUUUGAGAGCUUCUACUAUUAUGCAAAAGAGAGCCAAGAACCACGAGAAGAUCGAGAUCUUGUGGAACACUUCUGCCACUGAGGCUAAGGGUGACGGUAAGGUGUUGACCAGCCUUGACAUUGUUAACAACAAGACCAACGAAAAGUCUGAACUUCCUGUCAACGGUUUGUUCUACGCCAUUGGUCACAUUCCAGCCACCUCUGUGUUCGCUGACCAGCUUGAAACUGACGAGACUGGUUACAUCAAGACUGAGCCAGGUACCGCCAACACUUCCAAGCCAUUCGUGUUCGCUGCUGGUGACGUUCAGGACAAGAAGUACAGACAGGCUGUUACCUCUGCUGGUACUGGUUGUAUGGCCGCUCUUGACUGUAUUGCCAAGCUUGAAGAAGAGGAGGCAUGA
Molecule: messenger RNA, 1008 nt
Organism: Candidozyma haemuli
Lineage: Eukaryota; Fungi; Ascomycota; Pichiomycetes; Serinales; Metschnikowiaceae
Gene: TRR1
Product: thioredoxin-disulfide reductase
Exons: 1
Coding region: 1-1008 (335 amino acids)
Biological process (GO): removal of superoxide radicals
Cellular component (GO): cytoplasm
Molecular function (GO): thioredoxin-disulfide reductase (NADPH) activity
Source: RefSeq, a predicted model, not a curated record